Messenger RNA from Megalops cyprinoides (Indo-Pacific tarpon), 2717 nucleotides. It is a transcript of the gene git1, whose product is annotated as G protein-coupled receptor kinase interacting ArfGAP 1. Gene Ontology annotation, molecular function: GTPase activator activity; protein binding. Lineage: Eukaryota; Metazoa; Chordata; Actinopteri; Elopiformes; Megalopidae. The record is from RefSeq and is a predicted model, not a curated record. The coding region runs from base 426 to 2717 and encodes 763 amino acids. Gene Ontology annotation, biological process: regulation of ARF protein signal transduction; brain development. The transcript has 21 exons.
ACUGAGAGGGAGGAAAGAGAGGGGGAACUGAGGCUCCGCGUCCAUGACAAUUUCAAACUGCUCGGCAUAGCUAGCCAGCUACCUGCUAUCUGGCCACACACUGGCUUAAAGAAAGCCUUGAAAUGGGUUUUCUUUCUCCCAGUUAAAAUAAGGUGACCGUCGAACAACAAUAAAUGCAAUAUCACGACGAUCAAUGGUUGCAUUUUCGCACUAGUUUGCGGACGAGAACUGGAAAUCCAGCAGCUGCUUUGGACGGGGAGAAGAGAGAAAGGGGUGACAGCCGGGAGAACUGGAACACAUCGCCGGCUUCCGGGGAUUCGGAGCGGCAUCGGGGAGCUGAAGACGUCGCUAAAUCGGGAAAGAGGAACCUCAGGAUUCAAGCUUAAUUGGGAUACUCGCUGUCUAGCCAAGCGAGGAUUUUCAAAAUGUCCAGGAAAGUACAGAGAAGCGAGGUCUGCGCGGACUGUAGUGCUCCAGACCCGGGCUGGACCAGCAUUAACAGGGGGGUUCUGAUCUGUGACGAGUGUUGCUCGGUGCACCGCAGCCUGGGCCGGCACAUCUCCGUGGUGAAGCACCUGCGGCACAGUGGCUGGCCCCCCGCGCUGCUGCAGAUGGUGCAGACUCUGGCCAGUAACGGUGCGAACUCCAUCUGGGAGCACUCCCUGCUGGACCCGGCUCAGGUGCAGAGCGGCCGCCGAAAACCCAAUCCGCAGGACAAAGUCCACCCCACGAAGUCAGAAUUCAUCCGGGCGAAGUACCAGAUGCUGGCGUUCGUACACAAGCUUCCCUGCCGUGACGACGAUGGCGUCACCACAAAGGACCUCAGCAAGCAACUGCACUCGAGCGUUCGGACGGGCAGCCUGGAGACCUGCCUGCGACUGCUCUCCCUGGGCGCCCAGGCCAACUUCUUCCACCCGGAGAAAGGCACCACCCCCUUGCACGUGGCGGCGAAGGCGGGGCAGGUCCUGCAGGCGGAGCUGCUGGUGGUGUAUGGAGCAGACCCGGGAGCCCCCGACAUCAACGGCCGCACACCCAUGGACUACGCCAGACAAGCUGGGCAGAUCGAGCUGGCCGAGCGGCUCGUGGAGUGUCAGUACGAGCUCACCGACAGACUGGCCUUCUACCUGUGCGGCCGACGCCCAGAUCACAAGAAUGGCCAUUACAUCAUCCCCCAGAUGGCGGACAGAGCCCGACCUAAGUGCCCAACUCAGAGCCUGGACCUGUCAGAGCUGGCCAAGGCAGCCAAAAAGAAACUCCAAGCGCUGAAUAACCGUCUGUUUGAAGACCUGGCCAUGGACGUGUAUGACGAGGUGGACCGCAGAGAGAAUGAUGCCGUGUGGCUGACGACUCAGAACCACAGCACUCUGGUAACGGAGCGGAGCGCCGUCCCCUUCCUGCCCGUCAACCCCGAGUACUCCGCCACGCGCAACCAGGGCCGGCAGAAGCUGGCACGCUUCAACGCCAGGGAGUUCGCCACCCUGAUCAUCGACAUCCUGAGCGACGCCAAGAGGAGGCAGCAAGGCAAGGGCCUCACCAGCCCCACCGCGGACCCACUGCAGACCCUGUCUAACGAUGACGAUCAGCACGACUACGACAGCGUUGCGUCGGAUGAGGAGUCGGACAGCGAGCUAACCACACAAAACAACAACAACACACAGCGCAACAACAGAGCCAAGAGCAUGGACUCCUCCGACCUGUCGGACGGGCCCAUCACCCUGCAGGAGUACCUGGAGGUGAAGAAGGCCCUGGCCGCCUCCGAGGCCAAAGUGCAGCAGCUGAUGAAAGUGAACAGCAACCUGAGCGAGGAGCUCCGGCGUCUGCAGAAAGAGAUCUCGCGGAUGCAGAUGGAGAACAGUGUGUUGCGGGGGGGGCAGGCGGGGAGGUCCGGAGUUUCGGGAGGGGGCGGUGGGCCGGGGCUGGGGUCGGGUGGUGUGCGGAGCGGUGGAGGAGGAGGGGCGCCCAGCGGGACGGUGUCCGCGGGGCAGCCCCACAGGAGGGACAGACAGGCCUUCUCCAUGUACGAACCCGGCGCCGCCCCCCACAAGACCCUCUCCCCAGCUCUGGACUCCCUUGCCGGCCGCCUGCAGCCCCUGCACCCCAGUGUGCAGAAGGGCGUGUCCACAGGCCCCGUUCCCUUCGGCGGCCUGCACCUGUCCGGCUCCACCGAGGUGGGGAGAUACACGACCCCUAAAGGAGAGAAGCCUGGUAGCAGCACAGACAGCGACUAUGACAACACUCAGACCUACGACCUGUCGUUCAGCGUGGCACGGAGCAGCGAGGACGACACCCGCGGGGACCUGGAGGAGGGCGGGGGUUUGGAGGGGGCGGAGCCCGACCCCACCCUGCCCUGUACGGAGGACGUCAUCCUGAAGACCGAGCAGGUGACCAAGAACAUCCAGGAGCUGCUGAGAGCCGCGCAGGAGUUCAAACAUGACAGCUUUGUGCCCUGCUCCGAGAAGAUCCACGGCGCUGUCUCCGAGAUGGCUUCUCUCUUUCCCAAGCGGCCGGCGCUGGACGCGGUGCGCUGCUCGCUGCGCCUCCUGGCGGCCAGCGCGUCCCGGCUGCAGGGGGAGUGCCGCAAGGCCGCGCCCACAGACCCCGCCGCCGCCCCCGUCGACUACCAGCUCCUCACCCAGCAGGUCAUCCAGUGUGCCUACGACAUCGCCAAGGCCGCCAAGCAGCUGGUCACCAUCACCACCCGCGAGAAGAAGCAGUGA